AUGUCCAGGAGAGUAAGAAAAAAGAAUGUUCCAAUUGUAGAAGAAGAUAAGGAGAGAGCAAAUGGUAAUUCUUUGGCAUCUACACAUGGUUAUGCCCCGCAUAGGCGUUCGAAAAGUGCUUCUGAGAGAAACUUAAAUCUUACAAGAGUCGGAGAUUCUCACUGCACACAGGACUUCAAUCAAUCACAUGGCUUGGCAGCUCCUACAAAUAAUGCCAGAGCUAGCCCACUUCAAGAAAAAUCAUUUACUAUCAAGACAGAUUAUAUAUCUAAUCAUAGGGCCUCCUUGGAAAAAGAUAUUGAGCAAUUACAAGGGCAGUUGCAGCAGGAGAAGUCCAUGCGCAUGUUACUUGAGAAGGCAAUGGGUAGAGCUUCUAGUACUCUCUCUCCUGGACAUCGUCAUUUUGCUGCUCAGACGAAAGAGUUGAUUGCUGAAAUUGAAUUGCUCGAAGAAGAGGUUGCAAACCGUGAACAGCACGUUCUCUCAUUAUACAGGAGCAUCUUUGAAAAUUGUGUUAGCCGGACAACUUCUGAGCAUAGCUCGGUCGUGACUUCUCCAGCACAUGUAAAGAAUGAAUCCAGGAAACACCCAAGUAUAAUUACGAGUGCCUUCUGUUCCACUAUAAAGUUCCCACUGCAGACUUUCCACUCUCUGGCUACUAUAAGUAACUCAGGGAAAAAAAGUUCGUUGCAGUCUAAAACAAGACACGCUUCACUCCUUAAUGGACUUCUUCGACCUGACCACCUGCCUGGACCGGCCGCCCAACCGCCGACAGGUGAUUCCCCGGCGACCGCACCUGACCGCGCCUACCGGAGUUCACCCAGCUCGCGCCGCCUGCGCGUUUCGCGAAUUUCUUCUCCCUUUUUUGGCUUCGCGUCUGGCCCGGCUUCCUUCUCCAGGUCUGCUCGCGUUUGA
Molecule: messenger RNA, 915 nt
Organism: Fraxinus pennsylvanica
Lineage: Eukaryota; Viridiplantae; Streptophyta; Magnoliopsida; Lamiales; Oleaceae
Source: the annotation of a GenBank genome assembly